Molecule: messenger RNA, 3936 nt
Organism: Aspergillus pseudotamarii
Lineage: Eukaryota; Fungi; Ascomycota; Eurotiomycetes; Eurotiales; Aspergillaceae
Exons: 4
Coding region: 1-3936 (1311 amino acids)
Biological process (GO): secondary metabolite biosynthetic process; amino acid activation for nonribosomal peptide biosynthetic process
Cellular component (GO): cytoplasm
Molecular function (GO): phosphopantetheine binding; catalytic activity
Source: RefSeq, a predicted model, not a curated record
AUGCCUUCUCAAGACGACCUAUUGAGAGCUCUUGUAGACGUGGAUCCUUGCCACUUCCCAAGACUACUCCCUGACCUUGUCGAUUCACCGACAACAGAGACAUAUUCCUCAUGGCUGUGUUUACCAGAGACUCGAGAAUUGGGCGGGAAAGAUCUGUAUACAUUUGCCUUCGCACUACUACUCAAGGCCUACAUUCGCACUGAUAGCAUAUCCUGCGGUUUGUUGACUAGCUCAAAGUCAAACACCCCAGGAUUACCCAUAGCCCAUCUCCUCAGAGCAGAGUUUGACUUGUCUACAUCAUUGCUCGAUAACUCUCAGAAACUAGUGUGUAUCCCACUGACAGGGGCAGAUGAUUUUCGUGCGUACGAAGAUCAAGCCGGCUUCAAGUAUUUUAACGCGACCAUCAAUUUAACACACUUUGACCUGCACGAGCAACCUUUCGAGAAUCCCUUUCGCUCUGAAAUAGUCCUCUGUGUUGAUAGCGACACCGCUUAUACCGGCCAAGUCAAGGCCACAUUGCACUACCGCACAGAUAUCCUGGAUAGGUGGUGUGCACAGAACGUCCUUGCUACAUUCGAAAGUAUCCUGUCAACCAUCAGCAGCAACAUCGAUGAUCUACUGUCGAGCGUCAGCCUGAUUAGCUCUCGGGACUUGCAGCAUAUCUAUAGCUGGAACACUAAUCUGCCGACUCCUGCCCGCCAAACCCUCAAUGAGCACUUCGAGAAAGUUUUCCAACGCAAGGUAAAUAAGGAAGCAGUAUACACUUCUGACGGUUGUUUCACGUACGGUGAGCUGGACGACCUCAGCACCGUGCUGGCGGUACGUAUGACGCAGCUUGGUCUCAAGCGAAAUAUGAUUGUACCGAUUUGUAUGAACAAAAGCAAAUGGGGCACAUGUGCGAUGACGGCUGUAUGGAAAUCUGGGGGCGCUGUCACGACUAUGGAUCCCGCAUAUCCGGAUGAGCGCUUGUUUGCAAUCGUGAAAGAGGUGGGAGCUAGGAUCAUCAUCAGUGAUUUAACCCAUGCACCGAGGUUCAAAAAGGUUGGUCUUCAUGUAAUAGCGGACUUGGAGGAUCUCCCUCAGGUCCUCGAGCGCGAAGGUCUUCCCAUUUCUCGGGUUGAUGCAUGGCGCAUGGCGGACGUGAGGCCUGAUGAUCUAGCCUUUGUGGCGUUUACAAGCGGUAGCACCGGUCGACCUAAAGGUGUAAUGCAUACUCACAACCGUCUGACGUCGGAGCACAAAUCCUACAGUUGGAACGCUGAAUACAACAAUGGGGCCAGGAUUCUACAAUUUGGGUCUUAUGCAUUUAUUGCUGGUGUUGGGGAUAAUUUCCGUUCCCUACUCCACGGUGCAACCCUAUGCGUGCCAUCUGAGACGGAGCGCACAUCAGGGCUGGUUGAAUUUAUCAACCGCUCGCGAUCAACUCGGUCUUACAUGACACCAUCACUUGUUCGGACAAUCGACCCUAAAGACGUGCCAAGUUUGAAACAUUUGUGUGUAGGUGGCGAGCCUUUAGGCCAUGACCUUGAAAAGGCUUGGGCUUCCUACGUCCACUUCAUCCAACUAUAUGGUGCGAGCGAAGGGGGCUUCAUGAUCAAAGACCGAAGUAAUCCACAUUAUCAAACACAUGGCCUGUUUCCUAUCGGUGGACUAUCGUGGCUUGUGGAUCCGCAAGAUGUGAACAAGUUAGUCCCCAUAGGUGCAGUGGGUGAGAUUGUCUUUGAAAGUCAUGAACUAGCUACUGGGUAUCUGAAUGAUCCGGAUAAGACCGCCAAAACUUUCAUCAACCCCCCUGUUUGGGCGCAAGAACGAUCUGCUGCCACAGGUUGCAGAUACUUAAGAAUGGGAGACUUGGGAAGAUACGAGAUAGAUGGCAGUCUGUCAGUAUAUGGGCGCGCCGAUGCUCAAGUUAAGAUUCAUGGACAGCGUGUUGAGCUAGGAGACAUUGAGUCAAACCUCCGUGAUAUGUUACCACCAAAAUCAGAAGCUAUCGUGGACCUGGUCAGGCCAUUUGAUGCCCCUGAUCGACCUGUUUUGACGGCCUUCUGUCGCCUAGAGUUGGAAAAUGUGCGCAAGCAAGACCACUACCCAAAUCUUGAUAGUGAAACAGUUAUCUCCCUCGCUCGGAAACACCUUGAAGAAACUCUUCCACGGCACAUGAUUCCUAGAGCUUUCCUCGUUAUGAAGAACCUGCCGCAAAACUAUAAGACCGACCGCAGGAAGCUCCGGAGUGAUGCGAGUAAAUUAGGCUAUAAGGCCUUGCUUGCGUCGUCGUUACCUGUGAGUGACAACCCGCUAGUGCCUCCCGCAAAUGACAAAGAGCGUAUGCUCGCCGAGUUGUGGGCAGGUAUUCUCGGCCAAGACGUCACAGGUAUUGGAAGACAGAGCGAUUUCCUCGCUUUGGGUGGUGAUUCACUCGCAGCAAUAAGGCUUGUCGCGGCAUCGCGCUCGAAGAAUCUUGGGUUAACAACACAGGAUAUCUUGAGAUGUCCCCUAUUGCAAAAUAUGGCCGAGCUUGCAAUAGUCGGGAGUGCUGAUGUGAGAGAUGCAGCGAUUACCGAUGAUGUUAAAAACGACCUAUCCUGGCACCACCACAGUACGAUUAUUUUGAGAGCAACUGACUUCCAGGAGUGGGCGGCGUCUGUGGGCGCGAUCAAUGGAGGAUGGAUCGACCACCUUGUGUACGACUUUCGGGGCCAACUUGACUUGCAACAGCUCAAAAGAAGCUGCAAAGGUCUUGUUGAGGCACACUCGAUCCUCAGAACUGUGUUCGAACCUAUCGACGACAGAAUCCACAUGCGGGUGCAUCAUGUACAAGACGCCCCAUUUAGAAUUCAUCAUGCAACCAUCGACGAAAUGGAGACGCAAAGCAACAAAAUAUACGCGAUAGAUAGAAUCUCUCCUCUAGGAAGCCCUAUCUUGCGAUUUGACCUGAUCAAAGCAUCCCCUACCAGGCAUAGACUUAUUAUGCGGCUCUCCCAUGCGCAGUAUGACGGGUUCUGCGCCGACACAUUUGGGCAACAUCUUAGGUACCUCUACUUCUCCCAGCCAAUCCCGCGCACCUUGCCCUUCCAUGAAUACACCAGGAGAAUACAAGACCCACGCCUUAUACACGAUGCAGAGGUUUAUUGGCGAAACCAUCUCAAGGGUAGCCGAAUGCCACAACUAGUGAGACGAGGUAGGUGCGGACCACCUUUCGACAAGAACUUAGACGGCGAACUCAGGCGAUCCAUUGUGGAACCAAACCUACGACGCUACGGCCUCAGCACGGCUGUCAUUGUUAAGGCAGCCUGGGCCCUCACAAUCUCCUCAGUAUCUCAGUCAGUCGAUGUCGUAUUCGGUGACUUCGUUGCUGGGCGCCAGGUUCACAUUCCGGAUAUCGAGACGGUUGUCGGCCCUUGCGUGAACUUUAUGCCAGUCCGAGUACGCCUUUCGCCGAACCUUACUUGUAUUGAGCUCCUCAGGGCGGUCCAAGCCGAUCUAGUUUCCGCAAUCCCGCACGAGUCCCUCGGGUUCAAGCACAUCAUCCAAAAGUGCACGGGUUGGGGCCAGGAAGAAAGAUUCUCGAGUAUUGUCAAUUUCGUCAACGUUGGAUCGGCCAGUUUCGGAAGCGAAAUCUGGGUCGAGGACGGAGAAGACAAACUUGAGGUUGAUUCCAUCUACGAGGAACAACAGCAUGACAAGACAGACUUGUGGUUACUGUGUUUACCAGGGCAUCUGGCGUCGAAACCGGAAAAAGAGGACAACGGCAGAAGGGAGACCCUAGAGCUAAAGUUGAGAUACAACACGAGUUUAUAUGGGACACGCAUGAUCCAUCGAAUUGCAGACUUGUUUUGCGCAGCUAUCGAGUCUCUCUCAACAACUUUGUAUGGACCAGUGGUCAUACCGCAAUUAUCAGAUGAAGAGCGUUCGUGCCUUGUGCCUACCUCCGACUGA